This is a messenger RNA of Aedes aegypti (yellow fever mosquito), 5324 nucleotides long. It is a transcript of the gene Baldspot, whose product is annotated as elongation of very long chain fatty acids protein 6. Gene Ontology annotation, biological process: fatty acid elongation, polyunsaturated fatty acid; fatty acid elongation, monounsaturated fatty acid; sphingolipid biosynthetic process. The transcript is spliced from 4 exons. Gene Ontology annotation, cellular component: endoplasmic reticulum membrane. NCBI's taxonomy places the organism in Eukaryota, Metazoa, Arthropoda, Insecta, Diptera, Culicidae. The record is from RefSeq and is a predicted model, not a curated record. The coding region runs from base 380 to 1333 and encodes 317 amino acids. Gene Ontology annotation, molecular function: fatty acid elongase activity.
GGGUUGAGAAAAAGGCAAUCAUCUGUCACUUUGCGAAAGUUUGGUGUUUUGUGCGAAAGUGUGCGAUCACGCCCGGAGCCACAUUCGCUGGAAACUCGCGAUUUCGGCAUUUGUAUUUUCUGCAGCUGUGUCCUUGUCAGUGAAAGGUAUUCUUUUUGUGCAAAGUGCAGUGUUUUUGGAGUGAAUCUGACGCCGGGUCGAUUUACGCUCGGGGUUGUGAUUGAAUCGUUAAGCGUGGCUUAAUUACAAAGUGAUACAAGAAAAUUCCUUCUGCAGAGCUUGGUAACCGCUGUGUUAUCAAAAUAGAGCAUCGAUACCAACACAAAAGUUUCCACAACGCAUCCCUGAGACUUCAGCAGCAACAGCAGCAGCAGCGAAAAUGAAUGUCGAGAUCACGCCAAACUAUUCGUACAUCUUCGACUUUGAAAAUGAGUUCAUUCAUCAGGAUACACGUGUCUGGAUGGUCAAGAACUGGACCUACGUGUUCUACUACUGUGGAAUCUACAUGGCGGUGAUCUUCGGAGGACAGCAUUUUAUGCAAAAUAGGCCAAGAUUUGAGCUACGUGGAUUAUUAGCGAUAUGGAAUUCAUUGCUAGCAAUGUUCAGUAUAAUGGGUGCCUGCCGGACAGCGCCAGAACUGGUACACGUGCUGAGGCAUUACGGUCUCUUCCAUUCCGUGUGUGUUCCAAGCUUCAUCGAGCAUGAUCGUGUAAGCGGUUUCUGGACCUGGCUGUUUGUGCUGUCCAAGCUGCCUGAACUGGGUGAUACCGUGUUCAUUGUGCUCCGGAAGCAGCCGCUGAUCUUCCUGCACUGGUAUCACCACAUUACGGUGCUGAUGUAUUCGUGGUUCUCGUACACCGAGUACACCGCCUCUGCCCGUUGGUUCAUCGUGAUGAACUACUGCGUGCACUCUGUGAUGUACUCGUACUAUGCCCUGCGUGCCCUGAACUUCAAGCCUCCCCGUUCGAUCGCCAUGGUGAUCACCACCCUUCAGCUGACUCAAAUGGUCGUUGGCUGUGCCAUCAACAUUUGGGCCCAUGGCUUCCUGCAAACGGCCGGCAAGGGCAGCUGUAACAUCUCCGAAAUGAAUAUCAAACUAUCCAUUGCAAUGUAUUUCAGCUACUUUGUCCUGUUUGCCCGUUUCUUCUACAAGACCUACCUCUCAACGAAUGCGCGCAAGGGCAAACGCUCUAUCCAGUCAGCUUCCAGCAAUGGAAGCGCUUCUGUUCAGUACAGUAGCAUCAGUAGCAGUAAACAGGCCUCCAUGGGUGGCUCAAUUAAUUCCAAUCUUUUGACGGCAGCACAACAAACCGAUAAGGUUAAAGCACAGUAAGAUGAGGCUCCGGGCUACAGAGCACAUCUUCCCGUGGCAAAAGCACACAAAAACACAGCAAAAAACCAAGAAAUCAAAUUUCAACCGGGAUCUUCUCUUAUCUGUAUUUACGUGCUUCUUCUCGUGUCACCUUCCUUUCCUCUUACGCGGAAAGGGAAUUGGCGCUAAUAGCAUUCAACACCACGUGAGUGUUACCAUUUUCCGCAAUCGUUGGUUCAUUAACUUCUGCUAUUCGUAGACUUAGGUGUACACGUCGUUCAAAUGCAGUUUUAGUGGUGCAGCUAAUUAAGUGAGCGUAGUGGAAAGUCAGAAAAAAAAUAACGUAGCUCAAAGAAGGAUCCUGCCGUCUUAGUCUAGGCGUUCAAUCUGCUCCUUAAUUUAGUGACAAUAGCAAGUAGAGACAAGGAUAAGCCCGGUGACACUCAUCCAAGGCAAAGUAGUCACUAAAAUCCCCAACCAAGCAGACCGAAGGCUUUCUUUUUGUUACGUUUGUUUUUUUUUUUUUGGUCACAAAAGAUGCAUACCAUUUACUACAACAUACUAUAGCGUAACAGAACAUUCAGGUGGAAUAUGUUAAGAGAAAAAAAUAGCGUAGAAGAGCUAAAGACAUAAUAGUAGGAGCGAAAUGAUCAAAGCAGAAGGAACAUCGUUUUGAGAAGACAGCAGAGAAGACAAAAGUGUUGUAAGGAUGAGAUUUAUAUGGCUUACGGGUGUUUUCCUCUGGCCACUUAACUAGAAGUCGGACAGCAGUAUGGUACGGUACGAGACUAAACAAGAGGACUGACAGGAGUUACAGCAGCUGGCUUCUUAUUUAUUUCCCUGGGAGGGUAGGGAAUCCUACAUUAGUUUUUUUUUCGUUUAUUUAAAUCUGUUUGUGUAUUAUUCUUUUCUCAUCAAGAUGUGUUAGCUAAUCUCGACUUCAUUUUCCUAACUGGGAAAAGGUUUUCGUAGAAAACAAAAAAAAAUUGGGUAGUAAUCUGUUGUUUCGUGGGUGUAGUUUUAGAUGGCUUUCAUUUAUGGUUACUGUUAAAGAUGCAAUUACCGAAUACUGGUACAAAUAUUCGAAAGGUGAAGAUGUACAGAAUGUUAUAUUGAAUUUAUAUGCCACAGGUUUUAUGCAAGUCAAUAGGCGUGGAAACAAUAAAGAAGAAAUAUCUAACUAAAUUCUUCGUUUUGUGCCGCAUAUUCAGGGCAGGACUUAGGUCUUUUACUAAAAUUUGAGAUUUAAUCCUAUACACUACCCACCAUAAAUAUGGAAUCGUUGCAAUACUGAGUUUUUUCAACAAAAAUAAAAAAUCGCAGGGGCUCAAAGACGUAUUUUUAAGAUAACCUCAAAAAUGCAUUGAUCUUGCACUUCAGAAUCACGAGAUAAUAUUCAUUUUAGGUGAUGCUAAACUUUUCUAGGUGCUGCAAUAUUCAGUAUGAGUGUUGCAAUAUGCGAUUCCAUACUUAUGGAGGGUAGUAUAUAUGCGUGAAUAUCUCAUCCGGCUGAGAAUUAUAGGAAGAAACAUAAAUAAUUAAUUUUCAACCAGAAUUUUUAAAAGCAAUAAUUUAGAGACAUACAUAGCAAGUCAAAAUUUAAGGAGUUAGAUUUCAAGCUUUUUCCAUAAGAAAAUGACGUGUUAAAAAUGUGUAUUUUUCCGCUUAGCUUCCAUUGUCAAACGAAUAGACCACGUGUGAGUCGUUUAGAUCAUGCAAGGAAAAGCCAGGCAGGAGAAAUGUGACUUAUCAGAGCCACAACAAAUUUUCCCAUAUAUUUUAUGAAUUUUUAUUCUCAAAGUGUAGUACCGUAAAGUACCCAUAUUUCGCGCGCGCUCCUAAUUUCGCUCACUGACAUUCUAAACAUGUUUUGCGAAAGACAUUUUUGUUAGCUAUUAUUUUGAAUAAUUCUUCUUCCGGCAUGGUUGCAUAACAUGCAAUAAUGUAGUCCAAUUUGUAUCAAGAAAUAUGAAUGAAAUGGCAGUGAGCGAAAUUAGGAGCGUGCGCGAAAUAUGGUAGCAUCACGGUAUAACAACAUAAGCAGUAAGCUAUGUAAAAUUGGUCCUAAAAUUUUCAUGAAAUCGUUAAUUUUAACAGCGAUUGGCCAUCUUGCCCCACUUUCCUCUAUAUUACAAAACCGAUGAGUUAUAUUUCUGGAAGUAAUGACAGUAAAUAUAAAUGAAAAGCAUUUAAAUCUCCUACGAAACAGACAUUUCACGCGUACUCUGGGCCAAGCCCAAAUAGCAACUUUCUUCUGCUCUCAAUUUCUUAUGAGUACAUAUUCUAAAUUUGAUACAUAACCCAUUUAGGUCAAGUACAACAGCCAACCACUAUGAAAUAAAUGCUCAAAGCCGCUAAUUACCGUUUAUGUUGUUGAUUUUUUCUAAACCCUAGUGUAAAUAAAUUAUUUUCUUCCCUAGUGAGAACCUCUGAAAGUAACUCGAGAAUAAAAGGCAGAUGUUUGGACGACAACGUUCCAACACAGAACAAAAUUCCAAAAGUAACUAAUCCCACAACUUAUAGGAUUCUAAAAAAAACAUUCAUUUGAAAAUAAUAGCCAUCCACCCGUCCUCAAUAAAUAGAAAUUAAAACUCAAGGAUAAACAUCGUCUCGCUUUUCGUCUUGCUGAAAAACCAAAAUAUAAAUCAGGAGAUAAGUAUAAAGGCGAAAGUGAUAACGCAAUCCUUCUUCGGAAGAAAAUAUUACCCACUGUAAGUGCUGCCCUUAUAAAUUCUUCUAAAUUCUUCAAGCAACGGAAACCACACACACACACAAACCGAACAAACAAUAAACAUGUUCAUGAUACCAAUUAAGCAAGUAUAAGCAGGUGCUGCGAAGCAGGAUGAUCAACAUAAACCAAACCAAACAGUGCUAAAACUAAGCUCCUAUUGUACAUAAUCUUAAAACGCAUAUGCGCUUUCACUAUCACUUUCUUUUGUUAUGGCUUUCAUUGCUAUUUCUUAUCUUCGCAAUCACAUCGUCAUAACUGGCAACACUGACAACCCAACAUAAUUAUAUUGGUCGCAAAACAAGUCUUAAAAACUGUGACAAACAAAUACAACAUUGUUCGAAAUUUAAUUAUUGAAAUCGUAAAACAAUCUUUGGAACAACAACAUCGAAACUUAUUUUUUUGCUUUGUGGUAUUGUUUUUUUAAAGAUGACAUAUUUCUAAAGUCUAAAAACAAGCUUGGAAGAAUCCCGUAUAUUGAUUACGUUGUCUUAAAAGCCAUUCUAUUUAAUGAGUAACAUUCCUUUGAAAUGGGGUAGAUAAAUUGAAGGGACAUUUGAAUACCUAUAGUUAAAAGAUAGAACAGUUGCAGCAUUUAUUAAGUAUCACACAAACUACAUAACAAACAGACACACCAAACCAACAAAUUAUCUGCAGAAUCGUCCAAUUAGAACAAAAAAUAAAAACAACAUGACAUUUAUUGAGGAAUUAAAUCCAAUCAAUAUUUAUUGAACAGUUUUCCUAAGUAAUCGAGUUGUUGUUAAUGAGCGUUUGUAUCCAUUUUUGGUUUUCGGCUUCUUCCCUUUAUUUGCAAGCUUUAAUGAACACAAAUAUCUACACACACAUACAAAACACAAAGCAUAUUUAUUAUUAUCUCCGGGAAAAUUCAUCAUACAUUCACAAACUUACACAGAACAUGGUGGUUGAAUAACAAUUAAUAAUUAAAAAAGAAAAAAACUUGAACAUAAACAUGGAAGAGUGUUAACAAUAAAAAUGGUUCAUUUAACUAGCAAUGGUAUGAGAAAACAUAAGAAAACCUACCUAAAUAGUUCUUAAACAGUAACGUUGAAACAAAAACAAAACAAACAAAUUUAAAGCAAAAAUAUUAACACAUUGCAUUCUAGUGAAGAAACCUGAAGAAAUUGAAAAAGUGGUUCUGUAUUGUUUCUUCUUUUUCUUAUGUAUGAUAAAAACAAGAGCGAGAAUACAAAUGAGAAAAACGUAUAAAUUUACUGAAGAACUAUUCAUUUUGUAUCAAAAUAAAUUUAUUAUGAUUGAGAAAAA